AUUAGCAUAUGACGCGGGAAGGCGGAAGCGGUGGCGGGAUGGGGCGGUGUGGGGUCGCCCUACGCCUGGCCCUGGAGGGGAAUAUCGCUGUGGGGAAAUCAACCUUCCUGAAGCUUCUAGGUGCCACCUUCCCAGAGUGGCACCUGGUGACGGAGCCCGUGGCACAGUGGCGCAAGGUGCCAGCUGGCAGCACUGCCCAGGUAACAGCGAUUCUGGCUGCACCCUGGCUCCAUCGGCACCACACCGGGACACCCUCAUCCCCUGCUCUCCCUCCACAGGCAUCUGUGGGUUCUGCUAACCUGCUCCAGAUGAUGUACCAGGAGCCAGCCCGGUGGUCCUACACCUUCCAGACCUUUUCCUGCAUCAGCCGGCUGAAGGCAAUGCUGGAACCACCAGACAAGGGGCUUCCUGAGACUCCCGCUGCCGUGAGGGUCUUUGAGCGUUCUGUGUUCAGUGACAGGUAUGUCUUUGCCAAGAACCUCUUUGAGGCUGGGCACCUGACGCCUCUGGAAUGGGCCAUUUACCAGGAUUGGCACGACUUCCUGCUGCGGCACCUGGGGCCCCACGCCACCCUCCAUGGCUUCCUCUACCUGCGGGCCAGGCCCCAGACGUGUCUGGAGCGGCUGCGGCGGAGGGCGAGGAGCGAAGAGGGUGGGAUCCAGCUGGGAUAUCUGCAGCAGCUUCAUGCCCAGCAUGAGCACUGGCUGGUGGACAAGAUCACCGAGAUCCACUUUGCUGAUGCACAGCAUGCUCCUGUCCUGGUGCUGGAUGUGGACAAGGACUUCGAGCAYGACGUGGCAAUGCAGGGCGUCCUCAUGGCACAGGUGGAGGCCUUUGUGACAUCUCUGAGCACUGACACUUUGCUGUCACAUCCCARCCCUCUUGGAGCAGGGGCAGGGGCAUCAUCUGCCUGAAGAUUCUGAUCCCAAGGACAAGGGACAAGUCCUGAUCCCCAGCCUGUUUGUCCUGGGUGAGGGGUGGAUUUGUGUUGCUGCUGGAACGGUUUAGAGGUGGAUCCUCGGAGGUGCAAUCGUGUGAUGAGUUUUGGGGGGGAGGGGGACUCCCCUUGCUCUGGUGACCAGGUCAUAACUGACGGCCUCCCCAUCAUUAGGGACCCACAGCUGGGGAUGCUCCCUAGGAUUUAAURUGCUAGUUGAAUCCAAUGGAAAAGCUCUGUGUUUAAGUUACACUUAACUCCCACAUUUUUUUUAUUUUGUAUCUAAUUUUUUUCCCUUAAAUUAAAAAGAUAUAAUUGUC
This is a messenger RNA of Malurus melanocephalus (red-backed fairy wren), 1257 nucleotides long. RefSeq names its product deoxyguanosine kinase (gene DGUOK). Gene Ontology annotation, biological process: nucleobase-containing compound metabolic process. The transcript is spliced from 6 exons. Bases 9 to 914 code for a protein of 301 amino acids. Gene Ontology annotation, cellular component: cytoplasm; mitochondrion. The record is from RefSeq and is a predicted model, not a curated record. Lineage: Eukaryota; Metazoa; Chordata; Aves; Passeriformes; Maluridae. Gene Ontology annotation, molecular function: ATP binding; deoxyguanosine kinase activity.